This is a messenger RNA of Abrus precatorius (Indian licorice), 4062 nucleotides long. Its product is annotated as transcription termination factor MTEF18, mitochondrial. Gene Ontology annotation, biological process: chloroplast organization; regulation of DNA-templated transcription. The record is from RefSeq and is a predicted model, not a curated record. Gene Ontology annotation, cellular component: chloroplast. The transcript has 2 exons. NCBI's taxonomy places the organism in Eukaryota, Viridiplantae, Streptophyta, Magnoliopsida, Fabales, Fabaceae. The coding region runs from base 113 to 1765 and encodes 550 amino acids. Gene Ontology annotation, molecular function: double-stranded DNA binding.
AAUGUGUCAUCUUUGAAAGCCCGAAAAUGUUGAGGGUUUAACCCUCGGCAUAAGAGAGGAGCAGUGAGUGAGUGAACCCUUAAACAUAUAAAACAAAGGCAAAGAAGAGAACAUGAUGUUCCUUCACCGGCAUCUUUGCACCACCACGACAACCUCAAAGUCAUCGAGUAUUCCUUGGAGGUACAGAAAGGUUGCUGUGAGAAGAGGGCAACAAGCCCUCACUGAGUACCUCCAUGCCACAAGGUGCAUCCCUUAUGUCUAUGCUGACCAAAUUGCCAAAAAUUCUCUUCUUUCCCUCACCAACCUCAUCACCAAGUUGGGAACUUUUUCACCUUCCAACUUCCCCAACAACCUUAACAAGUUCCUCAGGUACAACCCCAUCAAUGAAUUUGAGUUCUUCUUUGAAAGCAUUGGCAUUCACCCCUCUCACCACCCUUCCCUCUGGCCCCACAACAAGUACUUCUUUUCUGAAGAUGAGUCUCUUUUUGAUGCUGCUUGUGCUCUCUCUGAAUUUGGGUUUCCAUGGGAUAAGCUUGGUGUGUUGUAUGUUGAGUGUGGUUCUGUGUUCAAAUGGAGUGCUUCUGAGUUGAAGGGUAGGCUCUGUUGGUUCAAAAGGUAUGGUUUUUGCAAUGUGCAGGUUAUGGGGGUGUGUUUGGCUUUCCCUUCUGUGUUCGGUGGUCAAUUGGGUAGUGAGAUUGAUGCUUUGCUUGCUGAUUUGAGGUUGGUGUUUUUGGACUUUGAUUUGGAAGGGUGUGUUGAGGGGAAUGUGGAUGCUUGGUAUGAGGUGUGUAGGAAGAUCAAGGUGUUUUAUGAUUUGAAUGGUGGUAUUGGUAAGAUUGGGGAGGUCAUUGGAAGGAAUAAGCAUGUCAUUGUUGAGCAUGGAGAAGGGGAGUUAGUCCAAGCAGCUGGGUUUUUCAGUAGAUUCGGGGCAAAGAAGGAGGAACUGGCUCGGUUGAUUCUAGAGAGCUCGGAGUUGUUGAGUCUUGAUUUGGAGAUGCAGGUAAUUAAUGUGUUGAAGCUGUUGAAACACUUUGGAAUGAGCUCCAAUGGUGUUAAGGAUGUUAGGACGAAUUACGCUCAUGCAUUGGGAACGAUAAGAAUGGCUAAUCUGCCCAAUGUAAUGAAGGCUUUGGGUUUAAAUGAAUGGUUCUUUGAUAAAAUUAAGGAUGGGAAUCAUAUGUUGUUAGUAAAUUAUGUCGCAAGCUAUCCCGAUGAAAACCUAGAUAAACGUUAUCUAAGUUGUUUAGAGAAAAUUCGUGCUUCAAGAACCUCGGCCCACUGUAUCGGCAAGUUGAAUUUCUUGCUUGCCAUUGGCUUUGGAGAAAAUGCUUUGACCAUGAAUGUCUUUAGUCACUUGCAUGGAACAGGUGGCGAGUUAAAAACAAGAUUUGAUUGCCUUCUACAUUUAGGGAUUGAAUUCUCGAAGGUCUUUAAGAUGAUCAGCAUUUGUCCUAGGAUUCUAAACCAUAAACCUGAACUUUUAGAGCAGAAGAUUAGUUUCUUCUGUCAGGAAAUGGGGAAGUCAGUAGAGGACUUGGUCAGUUUUCCAGCAUUCUUAUGCUUUGACUUAGAGAACCGCAUUAAGCCUAGGUACAGAUUCCAUAUGUGGCUUUUAGAAAAGGGUCUGUCUUCCAAAAAGUAUUCCAUUGCAUCCCUGAUUGCAUCCAGCAACAAGACUUUUGUUGCUCGCGCUUUUAAAAUUCACCCAGCUGCUCUGAAACAUUGGUUUGAGCAAUCCUAUCCAAGCAAAUUGCCAGUGCAAUGAACAUGUUUUUUACUGUUGUGUAUGAACUCCUGCAAUUAUUCACAUUGAAUUUGUACAGAUCCUUUAGUUUUGCUCGUCUUCAAAGUGAUUAUAUAAGGGGUAGGUGAACUAUUUGGUACUAACUACUAAAUGGCCAGAUAACUAUGAAGAUACAGCUAUAUACAUAAUAAUACUUCAUUACACUUUAAAGGCUUCUCAGACAUUGCCAAUGGGGAUUUGUUCAUGUGGUUGAUCUUUUGCUCAUGACAACUGCAUCAGUUGGGUUUGAAUCUAGCGACCCCCAUUGGUGAUUUGCUCUAGCCUUUGGAGUGGGGAGAGUCUGCCUUUAACCCUACUAGACUUUAUUCAUAACAAAUAUUUUCAGAUGAUUCGAUCCUUGGACUUAGUGCAUCUUUGGAAUAUCUUACUUUUGUGUAUAAUAAAAAUGCUGCAGUGAGGGCUUGUAGCUGAAAAAGUGUUUUUUAAUGAAAUUAAGCAAAAACAAACAUAUGCUUACUUUUUUGCAAAGGAGCUAUUAUUAGAUAUCAGAGAAACUUAUAUAUGGACUCUUUAAGGUUUGACCAAGUCUUAAUUAGAAAAUGAGAUUAUCCCAAUUGUUUCCUAAUUCUCAAUGUACUUGUUAUUUGUUAAUAGUAACAACCUGACAGUGCAAGUAUUUCCUAAUGAGUUAAUGGUAUAACUGCUGAGGAGGUGGAUUGGAUGGGAACAUUUGUUUUAAUUUAAGUAUCAUUCACUUUUGCAUGACUUUUCACGUUAUUUCCUUUCCUUGUAACUUGUAAGGAUUAAUUGUUUAUCUAUUAACCAACGAGUUGGUCAAAAGGUUACAAGAAAUUCUCACUUAAUACUCUUCAUUUAUAGGUAAUUUAUUGCAAUUGAUAAAUUCCUUUCCAGUGAGUGCAAGGUCCUGACUCCUGAGAACAAAUCCAACCUUUGUUAUGUUGUAAUUGUAAGAAUAUAAUAGACUGUGUGUGUUGGUGUAGUUGAAUUAUUUAGGCCAUGUAGGAAGGUUGUUAGACAGUUGGCAAAUGCUUGAGGCCUAUAUAAAGAUCUAUUCUGGAGGGAACUCCUCAGUGAUGUAUCAUUUUCAUAUUGAACUGAAUAAAAGCAAACUCCACAUUGGAGUCUUGAAUCUGGUUGCGUUCUUGCGGUAUUCAUCCAUUCACUUGUGCAUUGCAAAUUCUGCAUGAUAUCCUUCUCUAGGAAGGGUGGGGCUUAGGGAAGGGAAAGGCCAAGAGGGUUACCUUCUAUAUUUUGUAACACCAAUUAAAGGACCCCAAGCUGGAAAAUCAACGAAGCCCUAUUUAUAGAUGACCAUCUUAUCAUUCCUGAAAACUUCCCAUGUUACCAUAUUUUAUAAUCACCAGUAUGAAAAGUGAUAAGAAAUGUCAUGAUGGAGAGUAAUAUUUGGUGCAAUUCAUAGGAAUUAUAGCUCUGCUGCAUGUUACACCAGCGCAAUCUUCGCAUUCAUAUUUUGCAGAAAAAAUGAUAUUUUGUCUAUGGUGGAAGAGUUGUAAAAUAUGCUAAGGCAUUCUGUUUCUGGAUUUCUGAAUGUUUGCAGCCUACUAAUGUGGAACCUUGCUUUGAGGAUAAGUUUUGAGCGUUUAAUUUUUUUAUUUUGUGAUUUAUUUUAUUUAUAGAUUUUGUGUAGUACAAUUUCUCUGCUUCAGAUAUUGGAGAAUGAUGCCUCCCUUUUACGUUAAAGUAACACUGCACUCCACAAGGCACUUAACCAAUUUGGGUAACAGAGCAGCUCAUAUAUGCAUGCAUUUUCUAUUUCUAGUAUAUUCUUCAUCUGAAUCGGUCAUAUUUUCAUUUUUCUUUCACUUUUUCAACGAUGUCUCUUUCGAGAAUGUUCACAAUCAUGGUGCUUAUUGCAACCUGAACCUCCUUCAAGCUCUCAAGUUGACCCAUUGAACUAGAAUAUAUCCCUUGCAUUGGAUCCAUUUCUCUUGCAUCUUCACAUGCGAUGCCAUAUCAUGAGGAUGCUUAUCUUUCUUUGGAUUAUGGAAAUUGUUGUGAGAAAUUCACAUUUGUUGAGUUUGGAAUAAAUAUGAAGGCACUUUUAGAAUUGAGGCUUGUCUUUUGCUCUCAAUGGAGUACUAGUUCUUAAUUUGCUGGGAAUCAUAUAUAUAAAAAAAACUAGUAAUUGUAAUGAAUAUUUGUGAAACUACUGUUACUGGAAUUGUUAAGUUUUCUUAAAUUGUUUAGUUUGUUGUGUUUGUACAGGUGCUCAAAUAAGUUCUGUGCAAGCACUAGCUUAACUCUUCAAAUGCAAUUAUAGAGCUCACACCAUAAUU